Messenger RNA from Capsicum annuum, 2951 nucleotides. Its product is annotated as protein MICRORCHIDIA 7. Gene Ontology annotation, molecular function: ATP hydrolysis activity. The record is from RefSeq and is a predicted model, not a curated record. The transcript has 21 exons. The coding region runs from base 186 to 2675 and encodes 829 amino acids. NCBI's taxonomy places the organism in Eukaryota, Viridiplantae, Streptophyta, Magnoliopsida, Solanales, Solanaceae. Gene Ontology annotation, cellular component: nucleus.
CAUAAACAUCAUUAACGUUAAUUAAAAAAGGACCCACCCACGCCCAAUAUAUUUGCACAGAUCUCGAGAAAAUCACACGGUUCAUAUAAUAUCGAAGUGUACGUGAAAAACCUUUUUUGCGUUCUGUUCAUCUGGACAUUCUCGAAUCUUCUCCGUGUUCAUCGUUACCCUUUUCGUAAUUUUGCAUGGCGAAUCCUAAUACUGUAAUUAAGCAAGAAAUUUUGGAUGAUAAUGGAAAUAUCAAUAAGAAGCCGCCGCCGGCGAAACCUUCGCCGGAACCGUCGACGGCGACGCAAUCAGUGUUCAUUGAUCUAAGUAGUAGUGACGACUCCGACUCCGAUUCCGAUUCCGGUACCGGUACCGGUAAUGGAAGUAAUAGGCCGAAGAAGAAGAGGAAGAGUGCACAGGAUGUGAACUUCGCAUUGCCGUUAGGAUUUUUGGAUCCCUUACCACCGCCUAAGGAACCUCCAUUGCAGUUACCGGCGCCGCCGACGAAUGGAAGUAAUAUUGAUUUAGGUAGUUCGGUGAGUAGUUGCAAGCAGUUUUGGAAGGCGGGAGAUUAUGAAGGGAAUUCUUCUAGUUCAGUAUUAACUUCAGGUGGUAUAGAUCAUGUCAGAGUUCAUCCCAAGUUCCUACACUCAAAUGCCACAAGUCACAAGUGGGUACUUGGAGCUUUUGCAGAGCUUUUGGACAAUGCGUUGGAUGAGGUUUCCAAUGGAGCUACAUUUGUGAACAUUGACAUGGUCCAAAACAAAAAAGAUGGGAACAGAAUGCUUCUGAUUGAAGAUAAUGGUGGUGGAAUGGAUCCUGAUCGAAUGAGACAUUGCAUGUCUCUGGGUUAUUCUAUGAAAAGCAAAAUGGCAGAUACUAUUGGCCAGUAUGGAAAUGGAUUCAAGACAAGUACCAUGAGACUUGGAGCAGAUGUGAUUGUUUUCUCUCGUUCUGGUGGGAAACCAGGGAAAAGCCCCACACAAAGCAUUGGAUUGCUGUCCUACACAUUCUUGCGGAACACAGGAAUGGAAGACAUCGUUGUUCCUAUGCUCGACUAUGAAAAAAGAGAUGGGUGGGACAAGAUAAUACGAUCAUCUACUGACGACUGGGAUAAAAAUCUUGAGACCAUAAUUGAGUGGUCCCCUUUUUCAAGUGAAGUUGAUCUUCUUAAACAGUUCAAUCCAAUGAGAGGUCAGGGCACUCGAAUUAUAGUAUACAAUUUGUGGGAGGAUGACCAAGGACUACUCGAGCUAGAUUUUGAUUCAGAUCCACAUGAUAUUCAAAUAAGAGGAGUCAACCGUGAUGAGAAGAACAUACAGAUGGCGAAGCAGUAUCCAAACUCCCGGCAUUUCUUGACCUACAGACAUUCACUAAGGAGCUACGCAUCAAUUCUAUACCUAAGAAUUGCUUCUGGCUUUCGGAUUAUUCUGCGGGGUAAAGAUGUUGAGCACCAUAACAUAGUAAAUGAUAUGAUGAUGACCCAGGAGGUCACAUAUCGCCCUAUGCCUGGUGCAGAUGGAGUACCAAAGGAUUCCAAUAUGGUGGCUACUGUGAAAAUUGGGUUUGUAAAGGAUGCUAAAUCUCAUAUUGAUGUUCAAGGGUUUAAUGUCUAUCACAAAAAUAGACUUAUUAAGCCAUUUUGGAGGCUUUGGCAUGCUCCUGGAAGUGAUGGUCGUGGAGUUAUAGGUGUAUUAGAAGCCAAUUUUGUUGAACCAGCUCAUGACAAGCAAGGGUUUGAGCGUACAAUAGUUCUUUCAAGACUUGAAGGACGACUAAUACAGAUGCAGAAAAAUUACUGGUGUUCUCUUUGUCACAAAAUUGGGUAUGCUCCUAGGCGAAAUAAGAAAGCUAUUGCACGAGAGACUUCUCCAGAUUAUCCUUCACCACAAUCAAAACAUAAGAGUUCAGCAAAGUCAUCUGAGAAGAGUAAUGGUGUUGGACAUCUAACUGACAAGCAUGAUAGCAGACCCAGAAGAUCUAGAAAUGAACCAAGUUCCUUGGAGCCAUCAACUUCUGCCGAAGAUGACAGCGAUGAAGAUGUCCAAGUUGUCCGUCCAAAGAGGAGUCAACCAGGUGGACAUCAGAAGAAUACUAAUGGAAAAGAUGCCGAAGAUGACAGCGAUGAAGAUGUCCAAGUUGUCCGUCCAAAGAGGAGUCAACCAGGUGGACAUCAGAAGAAUACUAAUGGGAAAGAUGGCUCUCGUGUUCUGCAUUCACCUCCAGGCUUUGGACAAAGAGUUGCUGAGCAAGUAUGUUCCCCUGGUGGUAGCCUCAAGCGAGUUACUAGAAGUUCACGAUCAAAGGGUGAUGAUGAUGAGACUGGGAGCAUGUUGCCGGAUAACCUCACGGAGUCUCUAGAGCAGUUAAAAGCUGAGAAUCGUGAGCUUAAAGAAAGGUUGCGGAGGAAAGAGGAAGAGAUUUUAGGUGAUCUGUUGCGUGAUUUACAACAAGAAAGAGAGAGAAGCAAAUCACUUGAAGCUCAGCUGCAGGAGUCAAAUAGUAAAAUAGAGGAACUUAACAAGGAGCAAGAAAGUUUAAUAGACAUAUUCACGGAGGAGAGACAACGCCGUGAUAUGGAAGAGGAGAACUUGAGAAAGAAGUUGAAGGGUGCAUCAAAUACUAUACAAGAGCUUCUUGACAGGGUGCAGGUUUUGGAGAAGACAAAGUCUGCCAAUCGUAGUUGAAAAUUGUAGUGAUAAACAACAUUAACAUGAUGAAAACUGAAGGGCGUACCAGAAUCCGGACUCUCGGGUGCCAAGUGAACCAGUGUCCAGAAGUCAAGACAUAGAGGUGAAAUCGUGAUUUGAAAAUUGAGAGAAUAGCGUAGGGUUUUUUUAAGUUGGAUGAGAGAAUAAAUUAUUUUUUAACAACUAAAGAAAUUUUUAAUAAUUAAUUGUAUAAUUAAGACUGUAAUUAGCAUAAUAUUAUGCAAAACAUAAUUACGCUUGCAUUAGCAAAAA